Messenger RNA from Rhodamnia argentea, 631 nucleotides. Its product is annotated as protein GAST1-like. NCBI's taxonomy places the organism in Eukaryota, Viridiplantae, Streptophyta, Magnoliopsida, Myrtales, Myrtaceae. The transcript is spliced from 4 exons. The record is from RefSeq and is a predicted model, not a curated record. Bases 96 to 446 code for a protein of 116 amino acids.
UAUAAAUAGCCUCAUUCCCUUUCUCUAAAUGUAUCACCAUCCUCCUCUGUUUUCUGCUUCUAGUUUCUGUCUGCACAAUCUCUUGACCUGAAACAAUGGCCAAAGCACAAAGCAUCCUCCUCCUGUGCAUUGCACUCCUGCUUAUUCUAGCACAGGAAAACAAGGUCUUUGGCUCCACGGAGUCGGUUCCGGAGUUUGAUGUACGAGCAAGCCAAGGCAGCCAUCAGAUGUAUGGUACCACUCAAGGCAGUCUUAAGCCACAAGAUUGCGGUCCGAGAUGCACGUCUAGGUGCUCGCAGACAUCGUACAAGAAGCCGUGCAUGUUCUUCUGCCAAAAAUGCUGUGCCAAGUGCCUGUGUGUUCCCGCUGGAACCUAUGGGAAUAAGCAAACUUGCCCUUGCUAUAACAACUGGAAGACCAAGAGAGGAGGCCCGAAAUGUCCCUGAACAUUAGAUAUUCCUUCGAUAUGUUCCUAACCAAUCACUUUGGUGAUUCCAAACAGCCAGCGGAGGCCACAAUUAGGAGGAAGAAGAAGAAGAAAAGGCAGAGCCACAUUGCCUUUGUGCUCUUUGAUUCAUUCCAAGUUGUAGGUGCCUUAGUUUCUCAGAAAUACUAUUAAUCUAUUUCUGCA